AUGGCCUCUUCCGAUCUGGACCAGCUCAUUGAAAUGGGCUUUGACAAGGAAAGAUCAGAAAUUGCAGUGAAGAAGGGCAACGGCAUUCAAGGUGCUCUCGAAUGGCUGGAAGCAAACCAGGAUAAGUCACUGGAGGAAAUUAAAGAAGAGGAGAGCGAGGAGGGCCCUGCACUUCAGCCGGGAGAGGAAGCUCGCAGCUUGGUGUGCAACGAGUGUGGCAAGAAGUUCCGGAGCCAUGCACAGGCGGAGUUUCACGCGUCUAAAUCCCAACACGUUGACUUCUCCGAAUCAACCGAAGAGCUUGCUCCUUUGACUGAAGACCAAAAGAAGGCAAGGCUCGAAGAGCUUAGACAGAAACUAGCGGAAAAGCGGGCGGGACAGUCAGAGCAGGACAAGAUUGACAAGAAGAGGAAUGAGGAAAUCCGCAGGAAGGCCACCAAGGACUCCCAGGACGUUAAAGAAGAACUCCAGCGAAAGCAAGCGCUGAAAGAAGCUGAACAGAAGAAGAAAGAGAAGCUAGCAGACAUCGAGGCCAAGAAACGCGUCAAGGCUAGGAUUGAAGCUGACAAGGAAGAGCGGCGCCUGCGGGCUGAACGAGAGAGGGCUGAACGUGCCGGUGUAGCACCCCCUGCUCAGCCUGCACCAGCCCCGGCGGCCACCACGUCUGGUCCCGUGGCCUCGAAGCCCGCUUCGGCCUAUACGGAAACCCGCUUGAGAUUCCAGACAUCGAAGGGAAAUAUCAUGAAGACUCUCCCAGUGACUACCACGCUCUUUGAGGUCGCUGCAGCUCUGCAGCGGGAGGACGGAAUAGAAGUACACAGCUUUGCGCAGAACUUUCCCCGGAAGGUCUUCGAUGCGGAGUAUUUCGGCGAGUCCCUGAAGGACCUGGGCCUGAUCCCUAGCGCAAGUCUUGUUGUCCAGUGAUUGCGCCUAUAUGGUGCUUUUUAGCGGAGCCAAUCUAGAGCUUAAAUGACGAUAUCCAACAAAUCACCAAAUAAGUGGUGAUGAGGUUCGUAAUGAUUUUGUUUGUGCCUUAAAAGCAAGGCUCGCAUGAAGAAUGUUAUAGAAUGCCAGCAUCGCAUUAGCACAGCACGGAAGCUGAGAAGUAACCGAAAUAAUCAU
This is a messenger RNA of Aspergillus vadensis CBS 113365, 1122 nucleotides long. RefSeq names its product UBX domain protein. The transcript has 3 exons. Bases 1 to 924 code for a protein of 307 amino acids. The record is from RefSeq and is a predicted model, not a curated record. Lineage: Eukaryota; Fungi; Ascomycota; Eurotiomycetes; Eurotiales; Aspergillaceae. Gene Ontology annotation, molecular function: protein binding.